GUGGGAGCACUGGCGGGCACUCAGCUUGCUAUCCUUGCAUCAGCAGCUGAGAAGGCGGAGGCUAGCAAGCAGAUCAAGGACGACAUCCGAAAGGCCGGUGCAAUACCUCCCUUGGUUGACUUCCUGAAGUCCGAUCAGAAUGAUCGCGUCCAAACUGCCGUGGUCGCAUUGAGCUUUCUGACUGCAGAUUGCAAGGAAAACGUAGUCGCGGCCUACGAAGCUGGAGCCCUAGAGUUGAUGCUGAAGCUCGUGGAUUCCAAGAUAGCCGGGGAGAGAGCAGCUGCAGCCACUACUUUGCGCAACAUCUGCAUGGAAGACGACGUGUACCGGAAGAAGUUUGUCGAGCUUGGCGGCAUCCAGGCGUUGGUGAACCAGCUGGACACCCCUCCGGACCCAGCUCUGAACCAUGCUGACGUCCAGCUAGAGGCCGUGCUCAACCUGCAGGACAUGGUCGAAACGGAGGAUGGCGAAACCAUCACAGAGUAUGCGAAACUGGCGAUAAAAGCCGGCGCCAUCGACAAGCUCCAGGCCCUCACGAAAGCUGACGAUGAAGAGGUGCGGACUUCUGCGCUGGAGGUGUACGAAGCACUGCAAGCUCAUCAGUGA
Symbiodinium necroappetens is the source of this 606-nucleotide messenger RNA. The record is from the annotation of a GenBank genome assembly. NCBI's taxonomy places the organism in Eukaryota, Dinophyceae, Suessiales, Symbiodiniaceae.